This is a messenger RNA of Biomphalaria glabrata, 3739 nucleotides long. RefSeq names its product T-box transcription factor T homolog 1-like. Gene Ontology annotation, molecular function: RNA polymerase II cis-regulatory region sequence-specific DNA binding; DNA-binding transcription factor activity, RNA polymerase II-specific. The record is from RefSeq and is a predicted model, not a curated record. Gene Ontology annotation, cellular component: nucleus. The coding region runs from base 375 to 1772 and encodes 465 amino acids. Gene Ontology annotation, biological process: mesoderm formation; regulation of transcription by RNA polymerase II; positive regulation of DNA-templated transcription. The transcript has 9 exons. Lineage: Eukaryota; Metazoa; Mollusca; Gastropoda; Planorbidae.
GGAUUUAUGCCUUGAGGAGAGGGGGAGGGAAGCGAGGGGGGAGGUCCUUGACCACCCUUGUAAACACAUGUACGUCCUUUAGGUACUUUAGUAUCACCGUUUUCAGCGGAGGAGUCAAAUCGUACUGUGUAUCAAAUCUUCACGAUUCUCUGUGGACAAGACCAUCCGUAGUUUUUUACGUUCAAAUCUUAUACUCUUCGUGUGUGUGUCUAGUUAGAUCUAGUACCCGCGUUCGCCAUAUUGUGUAGUUGUUCUGGUCCAAGAUUUGUGUUGUUUUGUGUGUGUGUGUGUGAUUCGGGUGCGUUCGUGUGAUGUGAAUUUCGAAGGAAAAUAGCAAGGCACAACGCUACUCUUGUAUUGCAAGCAGUGACUCCAUGUUAGAUUCAACACUGAAGUGUGAGUUUUCUGACCGCAGCGAGGGGGGAAUGAGCCUCAACAACAACAUGGCGACGCUGCCGUCCAUGGACAUCAACCAUCUCCUUAGCGCCGUGGAACAGGAUUUACCAGCACAGCAGCAGCACGGAGACAUGAAACACGGCGACAACAACCCGGAGAGGCAUCUGAACGUGGUGCUGGAAGACCGGGAAUUAUGGGAGAAGUUUAAGGAGUUUACUAAUGAGAUGAUCGUCACCAAAAAUGGCAGGCGCAUGUUCCCAGUGUUCCGGGCCAGUGUUUCCGGUUUGGACCCCAAUGCUAUGUAUACUCUACUGUUAGACUUCAUUCAGAUUGACUCACACAGGUGGAAGUAUGUGAAUGGAGACUGGGUACCAGGGGGCAAAGCAGAACCAGCGGCGCCCAGCUGUGUGUACAUACACCCGGAUAGCCCCAACUUUGGUGCUCACUGGAUGAAGGAGCCGGUCAACUUCAGUAAAGUCAAACUGACCAACAAAUUAAACGGGGGAGGUCAGAUCAUGCUGAAUUCACUACACAAAUACGAACCUCGGCUUCACGUGGUCAAGGUGAACUCAAGGACGCAGAAGAAGACCAUUCUGACCUUCAGUUUCCCAGAGACCCAGUUCAUUGCAGUCACCGCCUACCAGAACGAAGAAAUUACAGCUCUCAAAAUAAAGCACAAUCCAUUCGCCAAGGCUUUCCUUGAUGCCAAAGAGCGGCCUGACCAGAGAGACUUCAUUGAUGACCCUUCCUGUGGUCAGGACAGAACCUUGUCACACUUUGCUACGCCAUGGUACCUUGCGCCCUCUGCCGGCCAUCCUCUAGUCCCACCGCCAGCUCACCAGUUUGCUCCGCACUUAGGGCUGGCCAAUCCACACUGCGAUCGCUUGACCUUCAGGAACUCGCGGCAGCACACUGGAUAUCAUCCGUACCAGCGGAGAUCACCACCACACCCGGGAAACUUCCAGCGAGACGUCGGCUCUAAUCUGCCCAUGCUGAAUCUGGCCUCUGAAAACUGGGCCAACAUGUCCAUGGGUGGUGCCCACGGGAUGCUCGCCCCCGGGCAUGCCUCCAACAGCCAGUACGGGAUGUGGAUGAGUGGCGUGAGCAAUCUAUCGCCUAACCAGAACUGCGCCAUGCCGUCGUAUCUCCGCAGCCCUGCGCCUUACUCUCUAGCGCCCACCUCUGGUUCGAGUCCUUCUCUAGCAAAUAUUUCAGGGAACAGCGGCGGAGGGGGUAGUUCUAACAGCAGCCCCCAGAACAGCCACGUCCCCACUGGCUUUGAGCACCCUUGCGACCUGCAGCUCUUUUCCCCAGCCACUCGACCAGUUGACGCCUCAAGGGGGAGCUGGAGCCCGUUGACGUCACCACACUUAUGACAAUCAGCAUACAGCCAGCCAAACUUCCUGUGAUCCCCAGAUCGCCACCCUGCAUGGUCCACAGAUCGCCACCUAGCAUGGUCCAUAAUUUCAAAACUGGCAAAGUUUUCCUGGCUGUACCGACACAUUUCUUCUAGGUCAAUCUAGGCUGCUGCCUUUUUUUAAAAAAGCUUCUUUGCUGAAACACCUUUGUUACCUAGAGAUCGUUAAGAACAAAGAAGGCAUCAAGAUUUAUCUACUUAACUGAAAAUGUAGGCUAUGUGUUCUAAUAUUGUAACUCAUUUGGGCACUUCAAGAGGUUUCAGGUCGUGAAGUAUUGUCAUUGCCUUCUGAAUAUGAGAUUCAUGUAAUCAUCUAAAUAUUUAUCAUAGUGAACCAUUGCGUUGGAUUCUAUUGUGUAUUAUUUGAACAAGCCAAUGUUAAUCAUAUGGUGCCCAGAAUACGGAUAAACAUUACAAAGUUGUGACCAAAAUAUGGAUAAGCUGUCCAGAAUAUUUAUUAAUGGGUUAACCCCAAAAAAAAUCUGUGUGGACAUUUCCUUUGACAAUAUUUGUGAUAUUUGUGUGAGGACAAGACUUUUCUUCUCAAUGCCCUGGAAGAAGUCUGUUCAAAUCCAUUCCAUCGGCUACUUACUAUCAGUGCUUAGAAACGAACUUGUACUUUUAGAGUCACGUUCAGUCAGAACAAGUAACUCGUGAUUGGCAAGACUUCAAUGCUCGGGCGCUAUGUUCGCAGCUAGAUCUAUGUUUGCAGCUAGAUCUAUGUUUGCAGCUAGAUCUAUGUUCGCAGCUAGAUCUAUGUUUGCAGCUAGAUCUAUGUUCGCAGCUAGUUCUAUGUUCGCUCAAAACAUUUGUAUCGUUUAUGGUGUAAGAAGUGAAUUUGAGUUAUUUAUACUCCUUUGAAAAAAGUGCAAAGUACUUUUACUCAUAUAAGACAGUGCACUGCAGAGCACUUUCAACCAGAGGCUCAUGUAUGAUAGUGUGCUCUGCUCUAUGGGCUUGGUGUGCCACAUUUGUCAGCUUAUCAUGUCAGUGUGAUACUGCCAGAGACACUGUGACAAAGUGUGUCGUGACUCAGCAGCAUGGAACAAACUACUAGGCAAGCUUUACUUAUGUGUACAUAAUGAACAUGUUAAUUUUAUUUCUGUACAAAUUAUUUUACUUCAUAUUAUGCCAAAGUUCAAGCUGGAUUCCUGUAACCAAAACUUUUAGUGUGACAUUGUAGUUUACUCUGCUACGUUCACGAUUGCAUUAAUUAAAAAAAAUCUUUUUCUUUUUCUCAUAAUUAAGUUCAUGUAAAUAUUUUGUGUCAUUAAUAUUUAAACAUUCCUUCAAUAAUUUGAGCUUCUAAAAUGACAUUUAGUGACAUGACAUUCAGUGUUUCAAAUAUAGUAAAAAGUAAAGUACUCCUUCCAGACCUAUGGGGUAGAUGAUGUAAAGGUCAUCUGUUUCUGUGACCCCAGGUUAACUAGGGUGUCAUAUGGCCAGCACAAUGACCGAUGGCCUUUAUUUUUCCCAGACAAAUGUCAGGUACCUAUUAGAGCUAGGUGGACUCAGAGGAGCAGUCUAAACCAGGAUUGGAACUUGGAACUUUGCCACUCAGCCACCACCCCUCCUAGUGUUUUCAAUAUAAUCAUUGCAUUUAGAAAUAGUUUGCAAUAACUUUUGUAUAAUUCCAUCCAAUUUAGAAUUACUUAUUUUUAAGAAAACAAAAAAGGUUGAGAUGAAUGGGCAUGGGUAUUCAAGGCAAGCUGCUUUGCUCCAACUGCAAGUGAACAUUGCCAUACUCGAGAUAUAAAGAAACACUUCAAUCAAAUUAAAACUUUUCUUUUUUUCGCCAGCCAUAUUAAUUCAUUCCUCACAGCCAUUUUAAUUUUAUAUUUUGGUUUAUGUAAAUAUCCUCUUUAGUCUGUAUGUUUUGCAAAUAGGCUAAAUGUUUACCAUGUGACAAAUAAAAGGUGCAAAUCA